AAUGUAUGAAUCCUUUGGUCGUGGAGCUGUGGUGUUGUACUAACAUGGAUAAGUCUUGGGUUUGGCUUCCAAGAACUAGCCUUGAGUAUGAGCAAGGAGCAACUGAUUUUGUGAAUGCAUCAGCAAGGAAGCUGGGUAAUCCUCCCAACAUGUUUUGUCCAUGUAUUGAUUGCCGCAAUGUGUGCCAUCAACCAGCAGACACAAUAAUUGAUCAUCUGGUGAUAAGGGAUGAAGUUCCAAGCUCUUCAUUAGAAGCUUAUGAGUUGUUUAGAACAGCAUUUUAUGAAGAUGAGGAAAAUUUACAGUCUUGGAAAGACAAUGAAGAUCAACCUGACGAUGUUGAAAGAACACUUGGAGGUUGUAAAGUGAAAGGUAAACAAGAGUGUAAUGUUUGUGGGAAGGAUACACCUUUUAGAUGGCUAAAGUUUAGUAGAAAAAAUGUCUAUAUGGGCAAUAGGAAACGCCUCAGUCCUGGGCAUCCAUAUAGAAGAAAGAAAGUGUGGUUUGACAACUCAGUGGAAGAAGGGUUUGCUCGUAGAAUUCAGACUAGUUCAGAAAUAUUUGAGAUGCUGAAAGAUUUUAGAAAUGAUUUUGGAAAACCUUCAGAGAAGAAAAGCAAAAGGAAAAGAUCUGAUUUGGGUGAUAACGAGGAGGUUUCACAGGAAGAAUGUGAAGAAGACUUAGAUAAGUGGAGGAGGAAGAAGCUGUCUAUUCUCUUCGAACUACCUUACUGGAAGUAUAUGCCGGUGCGUCACAACAUCGAUGUAAUGCAUGUGGAGAAGAACGUUUCUGAUUUCAUUUUAUCAAUUUUGAUGCAAAGUGCAAAAUUAAAAGAAGGAUUGAAGGCACGACAAGACCUGGAAGACAUGGGGAUUAGAAGCAAUUUACACACACAAGUUCGAGGUAAGAAGAAAUACUUACCACCAGCUGCCUAUUGGCUGUCAAAGGCAAAAAAAAAAAAAAAUUGCAAGAGGUUAUCAGAAUUCAGAGGUCCUGAUGGCUAUUGUGCAAAUAUUGGUAACUGUGUGUCACUUGAUCCUCCUACAAUUGGUGGCUUGAAGUCUCAUGAUCACCAUGUCCUUUUACAAAACUUGUUGCCUGUUGCCUUGAGAGAAACUCUACCAAGAGGUCCUCGGAUUGCAGUGACCAGAAUAUGCAAAUUCUUUAAUAAAUUGUGUCAGCGUGUAAUUGAUCCGGAGAUGCUUUUAACAUUAGAGGCUGAGAAUUCUGUCCCUGUUGAAGAAGAAGCCAACCGUAAUAAAGAUGUUGAGACAGAUCCAUGCAUUCUUGAAGGUCGUCCCCUUCAGAGAGCUACAGAAGUUAGACUCACUGAUAAAGAAAGAAAAAUAGUGCAUCGAUAUGUUCUAAUGAACACAUCUGUUAUGAAUCCUUAUGUUGAGUAAGUUAUUUUGAGUUUCAUAUCUUCAUUUUAUCUGUUUUAACUUUAUGAAUACUAACUUAUAGAAAUUGGAAACAGUAUGCAUUUGGAUGAAUUGCAAAACACGGAUAUCCGAUGCAGAAAGAAUGAAACUCAUUUAUGGAA
This is a messenger RNA of Arabidopsis arenosa, 1543 nucleotides long. The record is from the annotation of a GenBank genome assembly. NCBI's taxonomy places the organism in Eukaryota, Viridiplantae, Streptophyta, Magnoliopsida, Brassicales, Brassicaceae.